Molecule: messenger RNA, 1560 nt
Organism: [Torrubiella] hemipterigena
Lineage: Eukaryota; Fungi; Ascomycota; Sordariomycetes; Hypocreales; Clavicipitaceae
Source: the annotation of a GenBank genome assembly
AUGACCGACAUCGCCGGCUCGCAAGCAUCGAUACCGCCGCCCGCGUCCUCGGGGCGGACGGCGCUUCCUUCACGUCCUAUUACAAAGCAACCACGCGACGAGUCUGACAUCACGACCGCCUCCACCUCAUCCUCGACCGAUCUGCCCAACGCGAGGGCCAGCCCCUCGUCUGACGACGACGGCUCGAAAUCAAAAGCAGGCAAGAAGAAGCCGCCAGCCAAUACGACGGGCCAGGUCUGCAGCAACUGCAACACCACAGAGACGCCGCUCUGGCGAAGAUCGCCUACCGGUGCUACUAUAUGCAACGCCUGCGGCCUCUACUACCGAGCCAGAAACUCAGCCCGCCCGACGAGUCUCAAGAAGCCCCCCAAUGUCGUUGGUGGCGGCUCGUCACGGCCUGCUCCUUCAAAACCAAUUAGCGGCCAAAAACUAGCGCCCGCUGGCGCAACAUAUGUCGCCGCCGAGCAGUCUCCGUCAGGUACCUGCCCUGGUGGAGGCCGCUGCAAUGGCACAGGCGGCGCCGAGGGCUGCAACGGCUGCCCUGCAUACAAUAACCGAGUGUCCAAGCUGGCUCAGCUCAACGGAUCAUCCUCAUCAUCACGGCAGGGUGGCUGCGGUGGUGGUGGCGGCGAUCCUCAGCACGAAGGACCAACACCGAUUGAUGUCAACGCUCUGCAGAAGCAGAAUGAAGAGGCAGCCGCCGUUAUUGCCUGCCAGAACUGUGGCACAACCAUCACGCCGCUGUGGAGAAGAGAUGGCAACGGACACAUGAUUUGCAACGCUUGCGGAUUAUAUUACAGACUACAUGGCGUCCAUCGUCCGGUAACGAUGAAGAAAGCAACCAUUAAACGAAGAAAGCGCGUUAUUCCGGCCAACCAAGACGACGAAGACGAAGACUCGGAUAUGAAGGAUGCACCUAGCCCCCAGAAAACUCCCGAGAGAGGUACCACCAAUGACGAUGGUUCCGUCAACUUGGGUUUUCGUCGCCGUGCAGACCCUGGCAUCAAGCACGAGCCCAGCCAUCAAGCACCCAAGCCUCCUUCGCCGUAUGGAGGCGCUUCGACGCUGGCUGCAUACCACCAAGGCUCACCUGCAUCGCACCGCCAAGUUAUGGGAUCUCUGAACGAUGAAAACCGACUACCACCACUUACAUCCAUGGCUAGUGGCGGUGGUGGUGGCGGCGGCAGCGGCUCCGAUCGACAGAUGUCGCGGUCACCUGGGUCGUUUAUGUCCCCAAGCCGCAAGCGAUCGUUUUCUACUACAGAGUCAGAGUCGGCCGUGCUGAGCGACGGCUACGAGACAUCCAAGCGCAUAUCCUCUAUCAAAGAUAUCCUAAACCCAUCUGGAGGUGACGACGACAGUGACUUGGCCUUGCCUCCGCUGCGAUCGCCUGGCAUCCCGCCGACAACGACGAGCAGCCGCGGCUCACAACCUCCCGGCCCUGAGGUUGCAGAUGAAGCAAAGCUGCAGCGACGCACUGCAUUGGAGCAGGAAACUGAGCGUAUCCGCGAGAUGCUGGCUGCGAAGGAAAGAGAGCUGCUCGCCAUGGGCCGUGAAUAA